Messenger RNA from Colletotrichum acutatum, 2696 nucleotides. RefSeq lists its product as uncharacterized. The record is from RefSeq and is a predicted model, not a curated record. The transcript has 2 exons. Lineage: Eukaryota; Fungi; Ascomycota; Sordariomycetes; Glomerellales; Glomerellaceae. Bases 452 to 2338 code for a protein of 628 amino acids.
GCUGAUUACACAUGUCACUCGACCCUCAGCCAAUCCCAUGGCCAAAUGAGCCAUUUCGCUAGACCAAUCCGCCGCGUCACCCAGACAACCCACCUGCAGCAGCUCCAGCGCCCGCACUGUAAACAGGCGCCCACCCGUUCUUGCUGCCCCAACCCACACCUCAAUUCAACCUGGACUGGGAAUCAGCUACAUACACCUUUACUUUUGGCUUCUAUUGCUCUGCUCUCUACCUGACCCUACAUGAUCCAUACCACCUCUAUUAAGGGUUUCUUUCCAACUCCAAACGCCAUACGCCAUCAUCGUCAUUCUCGCACGCUGCGACACAUGCAAGACGUCUUCGAGCACCAACCCCUCGAAGCAGACAAACCCUCAACGCACGACUGCUCCAUCAAUCACGCAACCUGCAUGACAGAUACCUCGCCGCGAUAAUCACAGAAACGCCAUCACCAUCAUGGCCGACAGCGCCGAACCACCGUCCUCACCGGGCGGACCAUUGAGCCCAAUGACCCCAGACCGGGCCAACAAAACCCAACAAGCUCGUAACCUAUUUACCUCGCCUCGCAGUAGUCCUGGAGGUCGAGAUAGCUCCGUCCACGAGAAGAUCUCCCAGUUCAACAACCUCGCCAUGCAGUCAAAGACUCUCGAGCGCAAGACCGCCGAUGCCGCCCUCAAGCGCGCCAUGUUGGGUCGCGAGGAGGCCGAGACCGAGCUGCGCAGGUACAAGGACGAGUCCAAGGUCUUGCGCGUUCAGCUUGAAAAGGGGAAAGAGCGAGAGCAGCGCGUGAGCGAGCGUCUCGAGACCGUCAUGGAACAAUACGGUCGCGCAAAAGAAACCUACGCACACACAAAAGCAGCAUGGGAGAAGGAAAUCAAGCUCGCGCGCAAAAAGACAUUUAAGAACGAGUCCCAGAUCAUCAAACUCCAAGAAGAAUUGAAGGCUUCCCGCGAAGGCUGGCGCCUCGCCUCCGACAACCUCGACGCCGAGAAGUUGCGCAACAAGGCCCGCGAGGAAGAAGCGUUCCAAGCUCGCUACCAGAUGGUGGGUAUGGAGCAGGAGCUCGGUGAGGCUCUCGAGCGCAUCAAAAUGCUCGAACAGGAACGCGACGUCUACAAGACCCUCGCCAAGGAGGAAGAGGUCGCCCGCAUCGCCGCCGAAGGCCGCAUCCCCCUGCCCAAGACGGCCAACGCCGCGCCCGACGACGAGUUUGCCUCACCAAAGAAGAAGGGACCGCGCUUCUCUCUUUCCACGGUUGACAUCAUCUCAUCCGCUGCCAGCGAAGGAGAGAUUGAGGAGCUCUCACUUCAGGUAUCAUGGGAGCGUCAACGCGCGGAUCGUGCUCAGGAGCUCGUCGACUUCCUUCAGGCAGAGUGCGAAUUGCGUUGCUGCCCAUGCGCCAAGUCUCACAGGAGAAGAAGCCUCGCCUCUCCGAGACAAAGCCUGGCUUCAAACAGAGCGAGCAUUUUGUCACCCAAGCGCAGACUGAUGCCGCCAGCUGAGAUUGCCGAUGCCAGUGAUCUGGUCCUCCUCCGUGGAGGUAGGGAAUCGUCUCCGUCAUUGAGGGCGUCCUUGAGCCCGCCAGUCGAAGACGCGACCUUCAAGAAGCCGGCUGCCCAUAGGAGAUCCAAGGAAGAGAGGAGAAGCACCAUCUUCUGUGCCCGCGAGGGUAUCUUCCGGACCGUGUCACAGCAAGAAGCCGACGAGAUCGAGGCGCAAGAAGAACGAGGCAGACGACUGAACGAGUCAAGUGAGGAAUCCCCCAACGAACCUCCUACACCACACGACGCUCCAGAGAGAUACUCGCGGACGCCCUCCCUCGAGCCCCCAGACUUUGCUGUUCUUGCUCAAGAACGUAUGUCUCUAGCAUCACUACUCAAUGCACCCCACGGCGGUGCCCACGGUGAAGUUCACACCGCACCUCUCCCUUCAAUCCCGACCAUGCCCGACACUGAGGAACGUCCGGCAUCCCGCUCCUCAAGAGGUCCCUCGUCAUCGCUCGACGAUACACUUCGACCCCACACCUCCGCAGCUUUCUACACCAAGACGACGACGACAACCGUCCCCGUACGCGACGACAAGCCCCGACCCCAGCCUAGGUUUGAGCGUGCCCGCACACCAUCUGGCGGUGACUGCCAAAUGUCCUUUGAUAUCAACAACCCCGCCAUGACGCCGACCAUGACCCGCGAGGAGGCCCUUGCUCGUAUCCGCGAACGUCGUGGACGCGCCAAGUCCAUCGCGCAAGGCACCGCGACACCCCGCAAGAAGAUGAUUGAGGGUGCCGGCGAGCGGCGAGAUGUUAGCGCCCCCGCCGGCCAGACGGUUCCCAAGGCCAAGGCAUAGAGUCCCUUUCGGUCCGAGACGGCCUUGUCCACCAUUGACCGUAAGGUGUGGCGGAACAUGUCCCUUGAGGGCAUUGAAGCACCACUGGCAGAUUCUUACAAUCCGGUCGAUCCGCAGACAGUUCAGUCGCAUAACGAGGGCAUGCGACAUCGCCUAUGGAAGCUCACCCGGGACUCUCUCUCUCGUGGCUCGUUUGGAUGGUUGACAGGUGUAUGAAGAAUCAGACGUGUGCACAAAAAGCAGGGCGUUUACGGUGGUCCACUAGGAAAGCUCGGGAGCUUCCAGGAGUUCUAUUUUGGAGAGGAGUUUUUGUUCAUUCAUCCGGCCUGUUUUUCAUCUCAUCCUUUCCUCUCUGACC